GUUGAUUUAUUUUAACUCCUCUUAGUAAUAAAAUCGGCAGAUAAAUAGUAAGCACCUUUGGUUAGGUCGAGUUGCACGUCAUCUUCACUGUCAUGUCGAUUUCUAAGAGUGCGUCCAGUUCGUGAAUUUCUCCCUCUAAUCAUCCAGCUUGCCAUCGCCAUCUUUUCGUAACAUUUUUUAUUCGUAGAUUAACUUUUGUUUUACACUGCACACUGCCACGCUCCCUCACGCUUCGCAAUCUUUCAUUGCAUUCACUACUGUUCAACGCAAAACGCAGUCGUUCGGAAUAGGUGGAAUAGGCAGAGGGAAUAGGUUCCGAGAGCAGCGAAUGCCAGCGCUGUCGAAUCAAGUGAUCUGCAAGUGAUCGUGGGCUAGGUAUCGGCGGAAUAACGGGAAUCGUCCAAACAUGGCAUCUUCAACAUCAGUGACAACAGAUGACGAUGAAUUGACCUUACCAAGAGCUUCGAUAAACAAGAUGAUAAAAGAAAUUUUGCCAAAUAUCAGAGUUGCUAAUGAAUCACGUGAACUCAUUUUGAAUUGCUGCACAGAGUUCAUUCAUUUGCUUUCAUCUGAAGCAAAUGAUAUUUGCAAUACACAGCAGAAAAAGACUAUUAAUGCAGAACAUGUUUUACAAGCAUUGGAUCGACUUGGAUUUGGAGACUACAGAGCUGAUGCAGAAGCUGUAUUGCGAGAUUGUAAAGCAGCUGCUGCAAAGCGAAGGCGUCAAAGUAUGCGCUUGGAAAACCUAGGCAUUCCAGAAGAAGAGCUGUUACGACAGCAACAAGAAUUAUUUGCUAAGGCACGUGAAGAACAAGCUGCUGCAGAACAGCAACAAUGGCAGCAGCUGCAAGAAGCCGCGCAAAUGGUCUCAAUGCAACAAAAUAAUGAAGAUCCUGAUCAGGAUGAUUAUUCUUAGGAAAACCUAAAUGGCCUUUACAAAUUUUGUAUUAAUUUUUCUAUAUGGUUUAAUUACUUGCUGUAUAUAAAUAAAGUAAAAUGAAAAUUUCAAAUAC
Gryllus bimaculatus (two-spotted cricket) is the source of this 1013-nucleotide messenger RNA. The record is from the annotation of a GenBank genome assembly. Lineage: Eukaryota; Metazoa; Arthropoda; Insecta; Orthoptera; Gryllidae.